Messenger RNA from Dinoponera quadriceps, 1289 nucleotides. It is a transcript of the gene TpnCI, whose product is annotated as troponin C, isoform 3-like. The record is from RefSeq and is a predicted model, not a curated record. Gene Ontology annotation, molecular function: calcium ion binding; enzyme regulator activity. The coding region runs from base 219 to 677 and encodes 152 amino acids. The transcript is spliced from 6 exons. NCBI's taxonomy places the organism in Eukaryota, Metazoa, Arthropoda, Insecta, Hymenoptera, Formicidae.
GCAUCGUCCUCGUGGCAGUGCGUAAUCGGCAGCAAAGCUUUUUGCGCGGGUCCUGUUUCUCGUGCCUCGUUUUUCCCUCACUCACAACGAGACGCAAGUCCGUGCGGCAUUCGUUAAUUUGCGCCGUACAGUAGUAGAACACCGUAUCUCUCGGUGUUCCAAUUAGUAUAUUUUUAUUAAAAAUAUAAAAAAAACAGUCGAAUUUGCGUGCCACCAUCAUGGCUGACGAGCUGCCGCCGGAACAAAUUGCCGUACUGCGCAAAGCUUUCGACAGCUUUGAUAGGGAUAAGAAAGGUAGCAUUCCCACCGAGAUGGUAGCCGAUAUCCUUCGGUUAAUGGGUCAGCCGUUUAACAAGAAGAUCUUAGAUGAACUUAUCGAUGAAGUUGACGCCGAUAAAUCCGGACAGCUUGAGUUUGAUGAGUUCGUCACGCUGGCGGCGAAAUUCAUCGUUGAGGAGGACGCGGAAGCUCUGGAAAAGGAACUUCGGGAAGCUUUCAGGCUCUACGACAAGGAAGGUAACGGCUACAUCCCAACGACAUGCUUGCGCGAAAUUCUAAGGGAAUUGGACGAUCAGUUGACGAACGAAGAAUUGGACAUGAUGAUCGAGGAAAUCGAUUCCGAUGGCUCUGGUACAGUCGACUUUGACGAAUUCAUGGAGAUGAUGACUGGAGAAUAAUUACUAAGCAUGAAAGGGGUGAAUUGCUUCCGGAUCCAAAGACACUUGUGCGCAUGCCACGUUACGCCCUGAAGCUAAUCAUUCGCGUGUUUAUGAGGAAUCAAUACACAACAAAUUUAUUCGCACAGAGAUAUUUCCACAUUACGAUCAAUUUCUAGAAGCAAAUUCCUCUGCCACGAAUAUCAAUUCAAUAUAUAUAUUUUCUUUGCUUUUAUACAUCUAUCAUUAUACAUUUAUUUAUAAAGAGACGAGCUUUAUUUUGUUUCAUAUACUUACAUGAUGCCUCGGAGUAUUUUCAUUGACAGUAUAUUUAUUGUUAUUAAUAAAACAAGAUAAAAGUCUCAUGUCUAGAGUUACUUGGUAAUAUUAAACAUUUUUCUUCAAUACAUUAAGACAUAGUAACAUUGUGGGGCUAAUCUUCUUUUCAGCUCUUUGCGUUCAGUUUUCGUAAGAACGUUUACAUUUUUUUAUUCUCUCUCUCUCUCUCUCUCUCUCUCCCUCUAUUUGUCGUUUUUAGAUAUAAAAAUACUUCGGAUUUUAAUAACAACUCUCAACACACAAUUUCCAUGUCCGUAGGCAAAAUAUCACGUAUAAAUAAUUUUAUUAUUAUUA